Molecule: messenger RNA, 2625 nt
Organism: Saxophila tyrrhenica
Lineage: Eukaryota; Fungi; Ascomycota; Dothideomycetes; Mycosphaerellales; Extremaceae
Exons: 2
Coding region: 1-2625 (874 amino acids)
Molecular function (GO): flavin adenine dinucleotide binding; N,N-dimethylaniline monooxygenase activity; NADP binding
Source: RefSeq, a predicted model, not a curated record
AUGAAGUCUCUCUGCAUCGUUGGCGGAGGACCAGCUGGAUUGGUCGCGGCGAAGACCUUCAUACAGACCGAGCAGUUCAACGUCACGGUGUAUGAAAAGAAUGAUCGAAUCGGCGGCAUCUGGGCCUUGGAUCGGGAGUCAAAAGAUGGCUUCCUCAGCCCGUUCACCCCUACGAACCUCUCCCGGUUUACUGUUGGAUUCUCUGAUCUGGACUGGAAGAACGUCGACUAUGGCGAAGAUUGCAAAGAUCUCACUCGAGUUAGUCAAACCAACGCCCACAAACCACCCAUGUUUCCAAAGGCCUGGAUGGCAAACCGGUAUCUGGAGAUGUACCGCAAGAAGUACAUCCCGGACUCGGUCAUCCACUUCGGCAUUGAGGUGCACAAAGUCGAGCAGAGUGGAUCUGGUUGGGAUGUGACAGCCAUUCAUGGCGAGGGAGAGGUCAAAUGCCACCACUUCGAUUACCUGAUAAUGGCCAGUGGUUUCUUCGCAAAGCCAAGGUCCAUAGAACAGAGCGUGGCUGGGAUGAGCAAUGGCACACCCGACCUACCUGUCAGGAUCAUACACAGCUCCGCUUUUCGAGACCUGAAUCAUCUCUUCUCUGGAACCGGCAGUGUGAAAGGCAAAAAGAUCUUGAUGCUCGGAGGGGGUAACUCUUCAGGGGAGACGGCGGCAGCAGUCGCCCUCCAGUUGUCUAACGCUCAAUGGUCGCCAGACCGCGUGCUGGCAGCCAAGUACAAAGAUAUGACCAUUGUUCAUGUCACACCGAGGCCAAUAUAUGCAUUGCCGCACUUCAACGAAUACGAAGAAGGUUCAAGGUCCUAUGUUCCUUUAGAUUUCAAGCUCUACGACUUCGGCAGGCGUCCCGCAAGCGUCGGGUCCUACGCAGGGAAGCAGACUAUGGAGGUUCGAGACAUGGUCCACGGAAUGAUGCAGGGAAUGGUUGGUGGUGAUCAGUCCGACAUCAGCCCGGCAUUGGUAUCGGCGAAAGGUGCCAAACGAGGGACGACGUAUGUCGCCCUCACGGAGAGCUAUCCAGAGUACGUAAGAAGUGGGCUCAUCGAUGUUGUACCUGGCCGCGUAGAGCGAUUGUUACCGAAUGAAGACGGCACUGUGUCCGCACAUGUCGAGCAGCAGGGCGAGGAGAAUACCCUCAAGGAUGUUGCAGCCAUUAUCUACGCCAAUGGGUAUAAUCCAAGCUCGGCUUUGGAAAUCCUUGACGAUGCCACGAAGGAGGCGAUCAAAUAUGACGCAAUGAGCUUGAGGCUACCCAUGAUCUUGGAGCAGUGGCAGACCACGACCAGAGACUUACGGAACAUCUCCUUCCUUGGGUUCUACGAGGGUCCAUAUUGGGGAAUGAUGGAGAUGCAGGCCAAGCUGACCGCACACCGAUGGCUCGACGGAAGAUUGUCCGAGAGGCGAUGGUACGAAGCAAAAGACAAACUGCUAGCUUUGCGGCAAAGCAUGCACGACAAGGCUGCGGACGUUCCUCAGUUCUGGUUUAGCGACUAUCUGGGUUAUCUCGAAGACAUCGCCAAUGAGCUUGGACUGGACAAAAAUCAUCAAGCAUUUGGCGAGCGCGAAGGUUGCAUAUCACCAGCGCGCUACCUCUCGCCCUCGACGAAUAAAGCGGAAGCAAACGCUAUAAUGGAUGAGCUGCACCAGGAGUGGCAUGAAUGUCUCACAAAUGGGAAGUAUGUCCCACGAGCUGCAUUUCGUGCAUUUCACGGGAAGUGGAAUAUCACUCGGAAGAUCCAAAGCGCCUCAAGUACGUUUCCUUCCGGAGUUCUCGAAGGCACCGCCAGUUUCCACCCACGUCUGCCAACCAUCGACAAGUUUGACUUGGAGUACAUCUACGUGGAGUCUGGCACCUUUACCACGUCAACCGGCUUUGCAAUGAACGCAAGCCGCCGCUAUGUUUACCGAUACACGGAAGCGACAGAUUCACUGAGUGUCUGGUUCGUCAAGCCGGACAAACCCCUCGAAGUCGACUAUCUUUUUCACGAGCUACAAUUUGUCAAACCAGCCGAAGCACGCAAAGCCGGUGCCUGCAUUGCCAAGGCGGACCACCUUUGCAUAAAGGACAUGUACACGACUAGUUAUCGGAUACCGCUCCGUGGAAUUGCCUUGCGGGAGUUCGAGGUUACACAUAUCGUCAAAGGACCUGAAAAGGACUAUGUAGCAACUACUCAGGUCAAUCCAUGGGACGAGUACGACUUGUCACCCUGGCCUUUGGCGAACGAACACCUGUACCGCGAGCCUGCGGGCUUUAUCAAGAACGCCGCACCAGAGUGGCGCGUAUUGGACCGAAGCUUGACAGUAUACCCCGGAACCAACUUCCCAGCCCCCAAGAAGGGCUUCACGGGGAACCACAAAGGGGACUACUCCAGCGCCAUCAGAGACCACGCGCAGGACGAGAGGGGCAACAAGGGAGACCUGUUGUUGCGAACUGGCGGGUUUGCUGAUCUGAACUGGUGGAAGAUAUGUGCCGAGAUUAACACAGAGGAGGCUGAAAAGAUUGUUUGGAAAACCUACAAGCACAACCUCCGCAAGAAGCCAAAGGCGAUGCCGGCAAAACCAGCACCGCCGACACUGGCGCUUCGAUCUCCCGAGAAUCCGCACUAA